Molecule: messenger RNA, 2002 nt
Organism: Neltuma alba
Lineage: Eukaryota; Viridiplantae; Streptophyta; Magnoliopsida; Fabales; Fabaceae
Product: probable beta-1,3-galactosyltransferase 2
Exons: 11
Coding region: 350-1573 (407 amino acids)
Cellular component (GO): Golgi membrane
Molecular function (GO): galactosyltransferase activity
Source: RefSeq, a predicted model, not a curated record
CCUUCUGUUCAACGUCCCUUACCUGCAAAGUGUGUGAGAGAGAGAGAGGAAGAGAGGGAGAGAGAGACCAGAAAGUGUUGGAACAUAAGGAUAAAGAGAGGAACGAACAUCAACUCACAACUUCUUCUCUCUGGUUUCUAGGCCUUUCUGUCCCUCUCUCUUCAUCGUUCUGACGGUUUCGUUUUCGUAUUUGCUUUCUCCCCUGCGUUCUUUGAUUGCUUGUGCUUCUUAUCCUCCCCUUCCUUCGAUUUGACUUCCUCUGAUUUUGAUUCGGUCGCUGCACCUUUCACAUGGCUUUUCUCUAUUGAGUCCGAAGUUGGAACGUAAUUUCAGCCUCCCGGAAGAAACAAUGACUUGGAAAAGCAGAGGUGAGCAACCUUCCAGGAGCCUUGUGUCGAAGAAAGGGGCUCUUUUUCUUUGUCUGGCAAGUUUCUGUGCUGGGAUGCUCUUCACCAACAGGAUGUGGACUAUUCCCGAACCUAGAGGGCUUGCAAGAACAACAGCUACGGAAGCAGAAACAUUGAAUGUGGUCUCUGAGGGUUGUAAUUCAAGAAUUUUGCAAGAGAAGGAAGUGAAGCGUGACGCUAAAAACACAUAUAAGGAAGUUUCCAAGACUAAUAAUGCCAUACAAACUUUGGAUAAAACAAUUUCAAACCUAGAGAUGGAAUUAGCUGCUGCAAGAGCAGCUCAAGAGUCUAUUAGAAAUGGUACUCCUGUAUCAGAAGAUCUUAAGAGAGCUGAAUCACCUGGUAAGAGAAGGUACCUGAUGGUCAUAGGAGUAAAUACUGCUUUUAGCAGCAGGAAAAGAAGAGAUUCAGUUCGUGCCACAUGGAUGCCGCAAGGUGAUAAAAGAAGGAAGCUAGAGAAAGAGAAGGGCAUUGUUGUCCGCUUUGUGAUUGGUCACAGUGCUACUUCGGGGGGUAUCCUAGACAGAGCCAUUGAAGCAGAGGACAACAAGCAUGGAGAUUUCUUGAGACUGGACCAUGUUGAGGGAUACCUAGAAUUGUCCGCAAAGACGAAGACAUACUUUGCGACUGCUGUUAAGUUAUGGGAUGCUGAUUUCUAUGUCAAAGUCGAUGAUGAUGUUCAUGUAAAUAUAGGAACACUAGGAGAAACUCUAGUUAGACACCGUCCAAAACCACGGAUAUACAUUGGUUGCAUGAAAUCUGGCCCCGUCCUUUCUCAAAAAGGUGUGAGGUACCAUGAGCCCGAAUAUUGGAAAUUUGGUGAGAACGGAAACAAAUACUUCCGUCAUGCCACGGGACAGUUGUAUGCCAUUUCAAAAGAUUUGGCUACAUAUAUAUCAAAUAACCAGCAAGUUCUUCACAAGUAUGCUAAUGAGGAUGUCUCACUGGGAGCUUGGUUUAUUGGACUUGACGUGGAGCAUAUAGAUGAUCGAAGACUUUGCUGUGGCACACCUCCAGAUUGUGAGUGGAAGGCCCAAGCAGGCAAUGCAUGUGUUGCUUCAUUUGAUUGGACCUGCAGUGGAAUUUGCAGGUCUGCCGAGAGGAUCAAAGAGAUUCAUAGGCGAUGUGGAGAAGGUGAGAAGGCGCUGUGGAAAGCCUCUUUCUAGGAGGCAACUUGCAGUUCUUCCUAACUCAGGAAGAUUAUCACCACGGUCCACGGCUAUGAAUCGUGGCUGCAAGAUUUUUCUUUUUUUCUUUUUCCCCCUCUAUUUUUUGUCAGUGAAAUUAAAAUAUCAUCUUACGAGAGAGAGAGAGAGAGAGAGAGAGGGCGCGUCCCAUGGACAUUCUGCAUUUUAAUACGAGAGAUUGACCAUGGUAGCGGCCAGAAAAGGGUAUUGAUGUAGUCAACACUCACACCAACAAUUCUUUGAUGCUUGAGGGGCCACCUCCUAUGUUAAUAGUUGCAAGGCUAAUCAAGCUCCUAAUAAAUGCAGAGAUAUAUUUGGCUGGGAGUGGCUGCCUCUCCUUCUGCCUUAAUCUGAUCUUUCUGUCUACCUACAAACUCUUCCAAGUUAAUCUUAACGAUCUUUCCGUUA